UCUCUUUGCCCCGGGCGGGGAGCCGCCUGGGGUGUCGCCCGGGAGGAGGGUGUGACCCCGCCCCACUCCCUUGCCGCUGGACGGCAGCUUGAUUAAUGACUCUCCCGCCGUGGCGAAGUGGGCGGCCGCUCCCGUAAGCAGCCGGCUGCGGAGCGAAGGGGACUGGCGUUCAGGUGAGCUCGGGGUUCCCCACUGCAGACAGCCCGCCCCGUGCCUUAUAAAAGGCUCUGCCGGCAUCUGCCAGCGCGAGUGUGGGAGACGAGGGACAAUGUGACCGCGGAAGCAGGGAGGCUGCAAGCUCCGCGCAGACUAGACAGAGCUCGGCUCCCAGUCCGGACUGGAUCGGCGCCCGCCAGCCCUGCCUCCCUGCUCUGACCAGCUGCGCUCCGGGCAGCGCCAAGAGGAAAAAGAGAGCACUAAUGACAGCAGAUCUCCAACUUGGGAGAAACCAGGCUCUGUCAUAUAUGAAAUAUCUGGCAUACAUUCAGUAGUUUUGCCUGAGCAAAGGCUGCAGAAUCAGGUCCUUCAGGAGGUCCCUGUCCACCUGGGAAGUCACCAAUGGACUGUAGAAAUGUAUCUGAGAACAGCAAGGAGAUCUCCAGCUCUUGUUUGGAGCCUGAUUCACUGCUGGCCCCAGCAUCUGGCAGUGAUUCUUGCUCCUCCUCCUCAGCCGGACGAGUUGGGGCAACUGCUGGGAGACCAGCAGCUGCAAAUGCUGCCCGGGAGCGUAGCCGAGUGCAGACCCUUCGCCAUGCCUUCCUGGAGCUGCAGAGGACCCUCCCUGCUGUGCCACCUGACACCAAGCUCUCCAAGUUGGAUGUGCUGCUCCUAGCCACCACCUAUAUUGCACACCUCACCCGUAGCCUACAGGAUGAGGAAGAGUUGCCUGGGGAGGGUUUGGGCACCCUGAGAGGGGAUGGCUACCUGCACCCCGUCAAGAAAUGGCCAAUGCGAUCCAGGUUAUAUAUUGGAGCUACAGGACAGUUUUUGAAUCACUCUGUGCAAGCAGAAAAUGCAAACCAAGGAGAAACAUCAACAAAUUCACAAAGCUAAUCUACACCUUGUCCUUUUUGAAAAUUAUUAUAUUUAUUACACCAGAUAUAUUUAAGUUAAAACACAUUUUCAAACAAACUAUAAUUUGAUAUAUUGUUAAUGGAUGAGAGAGAACUGAUUCUUAAAUGUAUGUAAAACCACAUCAAGUAAAUGUGAAAUUUAAUUUGUCCCUAGCAGUGGUGGAAAUUGGUGAUGUCCAAAAUGGGUGGACAAAACUGAGACAACUGCACUCAGAGCUAACUUAAAGCAGCAGGCAGUGCAGUGAUACAGUACUCUUGAUGAAUCAAUACAGAGUAGGUACUGUACAAUACCCAGAACGAAGGAUUCACAGAAUAUGUUAUAUAGGAACAAAUGCAAUAUAAACCAUGUACAGUGCAAUGCAAGUUUCAACUAAAAAGCAAACAAGGCUGUCUAAAGAAAUACAAACAAGACCAAAGAGAUGUACACUUUCUACACUGUGGAUGAAAUCCUGGUUCCACUGAAGUCAAUGGCAGAACUCCCAAUGACUUCCAUACGGUCAGGAUUUCACCCUAAUAAUCUAAGAUGACCUUAAAUUUCUGAAUUUUCUCUGAAAAUGUGAAUGUAAGUUCAUUGUCAAGUGAAAGGUGUCCUGUAAUCCCCCGUCUCCCCAACAGAAACAAAUGCAAACUGCUUUGUAGAUUAAAUGUAGCAGUAAUAUAUGUUUACAAUAUAAAUUAAAUAUUGCUUGUAUUGGUCUAUAUUAUAGUGUUACAUGGUUUGAAAUGUACAAAAUGUGUUUGGGGAUUAAUUCAAAGGUAUAACUUGUUUGCUUAUAUAGCAGGAAUUAUUUACAUUGUCUUUAAGGAAUGUGAUGUAUUCAAGAAAACUGAGACUUUAUGUUAGGCUGAUUCACUACACCCGGUUCAGUUAAAACAUUUGCUGUAAAUAGGCAACAGUAUCUGAAAUUAAAUACAUAGUGAGAUAUCAUUCAAUAGUUUCCAUUAUGUAAAACUUUGUAUAUGAUUUACACAGUUUACUGUUGAUGCUAAAACUAACAUUUUAUUAAAUACUCUUAAUUAGAAACUUCUACAUAAAUUCAGCUGGGCUGCAAAUUAAUUUUUUAAAAUCUGCAUCAGCUUAAUUUCCGAUUGCACAAGAAACAAUAAACUUUUAUAAUAAUAAUAAUACUUUGCACCUUUAUAGUAACUUCCAUCUGAGGCUGUCUUAAUGAUUUAGGCCUCACAAUUCCAUUUCACAGAUUAAAAUUAAGCAUUGAAGGAUCAAGUUUUGUAAAAGUGCCCACUAAUUUUGGUGCUUCAAUUUUUGUGUGUCCCAUUUAGGACACUUAUGGUCUCACUUUCAGAGGUGAUAAGUAUUUCAGUGGGAGCUAAGAAUGCUCAGCCCCUCAGAAAUUUAGGUCCUAGGUGUCAUCCAGAAUCAGAGUGGACAUCCAAAAUCAGUAGAUAAAUCUGUAAUAGUGGCCUAAGGGAGUUGCCCAAUGUCAUAUAGGAAGCAUGCAGCAAACCAGGAACAGAACACAGGUCUCUUGAUUCCCAGUCCUGUGCUUUAACUACAAGAUCCCUGUUUUCCUUUAAAAUAUUUUGUUACAAAAAUAUUUUUCAAAUGUGUAUAAUUUAAAGAUGGUGUAUUAAGAAAUUAAUAACUACUGAACUUGACUGACAAUAUAACAAAGGUGAGAAUUUCUCUGACAGACAGAACGUUCUUCCAAUAAAACUCCUGAAAAAUGGCAUUUCUCUCAGAUUCAAGAUCUCUCUGAGACCUGUAAUUCUUCUUGCACUGAUAAGAAAAAAUAGUGAAACUUCUCCCCAAGAUGCAUAACAAUACUAAUGAUAGCACCCUUUACAAGCAUUAACCCUCACAAAACUCCCAUCAGAUAGGAAAGUAUUAUUCUUAUUUAUUUGUAUUACCAGUGCCUAGGAACCCUAGACAUGGACCAAGACCCCAGUAUGCUAGGCUCUCAACAAA
Dermochelys coriacea (leatherback sea turtle) is the source of this 3000-nucleotide messenger RNA. RefSeq names its product transcription factor 24 (gene TCF24). The transcript has 4 exons. The record is from RefSeq and is a predicted model, not a curated record. Lineage: Eukaryota; Metazoa; Chordata; Testudines; Dermochelyidae. Bases 559 to 1053 code for a protein of 164 amino acids. Gene Ontology annotation, molecular function: RNA polymerase II transcription regulatory region sequence-specific DNA binding; protein dimerization activity; DNA-binding transcription factor activity, RNA polymerase II-specific. Gene Ontology annotation, biological process: developmental process; regulation of transcription by RNA polymerase II.